AAGAGAUACGGAGUCGUCGGUAGUAUAUAAGGAUAAGGCGGGCCAGUUCAAACAUUAACAUUGUGCAUCUCACGGUAAAGACAGAUGUCACUAUGCUUGGUUCUAAGAUUAUCGUGUCCUUGUGCAUUUUGUGUGUAGCGCAUAGAUCUUUGGGCAGCCCGUUCAAUUACAAUGUUGUUGAGGGUCGCGGUAUUGGCUCCACUUUAUGGGGUUGGAUAGCGUAUCCUUUUACGUGGUGGUAUGGUAGCACAGAACCGGCUCCAGAGAAGGACCAGCUCAUAGGUACAGUUCCCGUCACUGUGACAAAAGAUGUAGAGAUAAAGCCGCACAACGUGACCAUGUGCAACGCUCAGACUUGCAGCACCAUGACAUGUGACAGCAACGGGUGCAAGGAACUAGUCACAUGCAACAUCUACGACACGGAUUUGAAUGGGGACUGCAGGACGUAUAACACAGUCAUACCACCCGAGGAACCAACCACGGUCAAGUCUUCGAGUACCGUUGAAAAACCCCAGGAUAUAACAACUUCCCAGUCAUCAACAACCGCGCCCACAACACCCAUCCCUAGCGAUAAUCAGGCAAUCGAAGAACGCCCUCUGGAGCUAGAAGCGGUACUGUCAUCCACCGUUCCGGAGAUAGAUAAGAAUGAAUGACAGAUGAAAUCUCAAAAACUGACGAUGCGUACGGUUCUCUACCGGUGCAUCUGGACGAAAUAAUUUUAGACUACAUACGGACAUACAUCGUAGAACACGUAACUAGAAUAACAAACAACAUAAUAGAAAAAUUAAACAUAGACUCUAUAUGUUCAAAUGGCAAAUGCUAUUACAAGAGAUGCGUUCAUAAACAAUGCAUAAUGGAGUACUGCAUUUACAACAUAAUCACGGGAGAUAGAAAAUGCACCAUAGACAAUAUACGCAACAAAAUAAACGACAUAUUUAUGGACAAGGCAAAUUUAAUCUAUAACGACAAAACGGACGCCAAUGAAAUACCACGUGACUAAGCUUACGAAAAAAAAAAUACUUGUCAUUCAAAUAAAGAAUUUUUUAAAAAAUAAAGCGUAAUUUAUUCGAUUUCAUGCAAA
Messenger RNA from Danaus plexippus (monarch butterfly), 1081 nucleotides. RefSeq lists its product as uncharacterized. The coding region runs from base 93 to 653 and encodes 186 amino acids. The transcript has 3 exons. The record is from RefSeq and is a predicted model, not a curated record. Lineage: Eukaryota; Metazoa; Arthropoda; Insecta; Lepidoptera; Nymphalidae.